Naegleria gruberi is the source of this 3114-nucleotide messenger RNA. RefSeq names its product DEAD/DEAH box helicase. The transcript is spliced from 3 exons. The record is from RefSeq and is a predicted model, not a curated record. Gene Ontology annotation, molecular function: ATP-dependent chromatin remodeler activity; ATP binding. Lineage: Eukaryota; Heterolobosea; Eutetramitea; Acrasida; Naegleriidae. Gene Ontology annotation, biological process: transcription-coupled nucleotide-excision repair. Bases 1 to 3090 code for a protein of 1029 amino acids. Gene Ontology annotation, cellular component: nucleus.
AUGCUGCGCAGUCGUUCUGCUGUAGCUUCCUCUUCAUCAUCAUCUUCAGGAAGAAAUUCAACAACAAAUGAACACGAACAACAAGAACAACAUGAAAAUACAUCACUUCGGUCGGUUGGACCAUCCGAAGACGAUUUAUCAAUGUUGGGAGUGUCUGCCUUCAGAACCGAAGACAUUGAAAAGAAUGUUAUGGAUGAAGUGAAUAAACAAAUUGAAGAAAAUCAAAAAGUAUUAGAAAAAAAGGAACACAGCAGAAUUGAUAAAUUAAAUGCAAAAAUCGAAAAGUAUGAAAAGGAAUUAAAAGAGUUGAAUAAACGAUCAUCACUUUCGAGUAGUGAUGAAAAGAAAAUAAAGAGUUUGAAGAAGAAAAUUGCAACUCUCUUGGAUAAGAAAGACGAAAUGAUCGAAGAAUUGGAAGAUAGAAGAGAAAUUAGAGAAUCAUUAAAUGUAAUUGAUAAUGAUAAUAAUGAAUCGGAAAGAGAAAGAUUAAUUAGAACAGGUAUCAUUACUCCGUUUGAUAAUAUGCCUUCUAAUGAAGCCAAUGAUAUUUUCAAUUGCCUAAACCAGAAAAUCAAGAAGGAGGACGAAGAUGAUGAAGAUUAUGUAGAUGAUGAGGAAAAUCAAGAGGAUGACGAGGAAGAAGAGGAAGAAGAGGAAGAAAAAGUACCAAUGAAAAAGGAAUUUAAAGAGGACGAUUCGAAUGAUGAAUACUAUAAAAAGAGAUUGGAGGAAUUUUAUGAAACAAGAGAAGUGACUAAAAGGUUUAUAAUCAGUGAUGAAGGCGAAGAAAUGGAAGUUACUAAAGUGAAUUAUGGACCAAGUAUACAAAUUGCAGGAUCUUACUCAAUCCCUAAAGAGAUUUAUGACAAGUUAUUUGGAUAUCAAAAGACUACUCUUAAGUGGAUGUGCGAAUUGAAUAGACAAGGAGUUGGAGGAAUACUGGGAGAUGAAAUGGGAUUGGGAAAGACUGUACAAAUUACCACUUUCCUUGCUGGACUUCACUUUAGUGGAUUAUUCGAACCUUCUAUCAUUAUUGCACCUGCAACUGUAAUGAAGCAAUGGCAAGAAGAAAUUAAUACAUGGUGGCCAGAGCUUAGAGUUGUGAUUAUGCACACAUCUCAAGGAACUAAAGCCAAUUUCGAGUCACUCAUAGAGAAGGUUUCCAGCUGCCCUAAUGGUGUUCUUAUCACAACAUAUGAAUCUUUAAGAAUUUAUCAAGACGUGCUUACUUCUAAAAAGUGGGGAUAUAUUAUCUUGGACGAGGGUCACAAGAUUAGAAAUCCUGAUGCUGCCUUAACAUUAGCAUGUAAAAGAUUUGAAACACCACACAGAAUUAUUUUGACAGGUACACCAAUUCAAAACAAUUUGAAAGAGCUUUGGUCACUAUUUGAUUUUUGUUAUCCUGGAAAGCUCGGAACUCUUCCAGUAUUUCUCACCCAAUUUUCAAUUCCUAUCACACAGGGUGGUUAUUCGAAUGCAACCAAAUUUCAAGUACAAACAGCUUACAAAUGUUCAUGUGUACUGAGAGAUUUAAUCAAGCCAUAUCUUUUAAGAAGAAUGAAGAAAGAUGUAAAGCAUCAAUUACCUGAAAAGAAGGAAAAUGUAAUUUUUUGUAAAUUGACAGACAAACAAGUUAAGAUAUAUGAUGAAUAUUUGAAGAGUAGAGAAGUUACUGGAACCCUUGAUGGAGAACAUUUACUUUUCAAAGCCAUUACUAAUCUCAGAAAAGUUUGUAAUCAUCCUGAUUUGAUAUGUACUGAGAAGAAACCUGAUGAUUUUGGUGCAGUAGAAAAGUCAGGUAAAAUGAUGGUUGUAGAAAAGCUAUUGAGUCUUUGGAAGGAACAAAAUCAUAGAGUAUUACUCUUUUCUCAAAGUAAGAAAAUGUUAGAUGUAUUUGAACCAUUUUUACAAGAACGAGACUAUACCUAUUCUAGAAUGGAUGGCGACACUCCUGUAAAGGAGAGAAGCGUACUGAUUAAUCAAUUCAAUAGUGAUGACAAAAUCUUUGUGUUUUUACUAACAACAAAGGUAGGAGGAUUGGGUGUGAAUUUAAUUGGUGCAAAUAGAAUUAUUUUAUUCGAUCCUGACUGGAAUCCAUCCACAGAUCUUCAAGCUCUCGAAAGAGCAUGGAGAUUGGGUCAAACUAAACAAGUUACUGUUUACAGAUUGAUGACAAGUGGUACUAUUGAAGAGAAGAUGUAUCAUAGACAAAUUUUCAAACAAUUUCUUUCGAAUAAGGUUCUCAAGGAUCCUAGACAAAAGAGAUUUUUCAAGUCCAAUGAUCUUUAUGAGUUAUUUACUCUUGGUAAAGAAUAUGACUCUGUGAGAAGAAAGAAUGGCAACAAAUCUAUUCCUUAUGACGAUGAUGAAGAGAAUACAGAGACUGGUAAUUUGUUCUCGAAUAGUGAAAUUUUAAGGCAAGACAUGCCAACAAUUAAGAAGAAGAAGAAAGAUGUGGAAUAUCGUGUAGAAAAAUUCAAGGGCUCAGAAGAUGACUCAAAAAAGGAUGAGACUUAUAUUUUGCAAUGCUUAUUUGACGAAAAGUCUGUUAAAAGUAUUUUCAAUCAUGACUCUGUUGUGAAUACUACCAGUUCUGAAACAUCAAUUUUGGAAAAACAAGCAAAACAAAUAGCUGAAAUUGCUGUUAAGGAAUUAAAAAAAUCAGGAGAAUUAAGAAAAAGCAUGCCUUUAUCUGUACCAACUUUCACAGGACAAAAUGGAUUAGGAGGGCUCAGGGUAUCUGCUUUGGGAAGUAGUAGUGGUACCAAUCCAAAAGGUGGAUUAGCAUCGUCUGUACUUUUGGCAAACAUUAGAAAGAAACAAGAUAUUAUGAGCGAUCAACCUAGAUCUGUAAAUAAUGUAAAUGAUUUGGCUGAUGAACUCAAACCAGUUUACAAAAGUUCAAACAAAAUGGUGGAUAACAUUGUUUCCUUUUUCCAAAAACGUGGAAAAGCCACAACUGAUGAAGUAAGAAAGCAUUUUAGUUAUAUUACAGGAGAUGAUGUCAUUUACUUUAAAGAACUUUUACAAAAGAUUGCAAGAUUCAGUAAAUCCAAGAAAAUUUGGACUUUGCGAGAAAAUAAAGAAUAAAAAAUUUGCACUCACUUGAUUAUU